AGCUAUAAUUCACAUACCAUAUAAUUCACCCAUUUUGUACUAUUCAAUGAUUUUGGCAUAUUAUUUUUAACUGUGGUAAAACACAUGUUAAAUAAAAUGUAUGGGAGGCCCUUUUUUCGGGCCGAGCUCCUGCACUAGGGGCCAACAGAGCAGCCCAAAGCGGAACGGAGUCACCCGCGCUGUGCCACCGACCGGAAGGGACACGGGCAGCUCUCAAAACUCCGGAGGCGCAGACCGUCCACGCGGGACUGGGAAAGUCCCGCCCGUUCCCCCGCCGCCCACCCGGACGCCCAAGAAAGCCAGCGAGCUCCACAGCCUGAGGUCGCUGGAGCUGUGAUCCCGACCACUGGACGCGUUUCCCGCUUUACCCUCCUCUGCACGGGCAGGAAAGAGACGCCGGCCCAGGCUGCAGUUUCUACCUCAGAAACGGAAACAAAACACCGCCUUCUGUCUCCUUUUUCUCUAGGGAAAAAAAACCGCCUAGGACUUGGCCCAGGACCCCGACCACGACCCCCGACUCUCCGGGCCUGGCACGGCCUCGGCUCCGCCCCUCGGGCCAGUGGACCACAGAGGGGCGGCCUUUGCAGCUUUCCUAGAGCGGCCCGGAAGUGUCUCUAGGAGCGCUUCCGGGAACGAGGCCCUCUUUUGGCUGCAACAGCUGGGCAUCGCUGGCGCCAGGCAUCUGCAUCUGUGACCGACCUCCUGGGCUGGCUGAUCAAGAAGGAAGCAGCAGCAAUGUCUGCUGUGGGGGCUGCAGCUCCUUACCUGCAUCAUCCUGGUGAUAGUCACAGUGGCCGAGUGAGUUUCUUGGGGGCCCAGCUUCCUCCAGAGGUGACAGCCAUGACCCGGCUACUAGGGGACCUAGACAGGAGCACGUUCAGAAAGUUGCUGAAGCUUGUGGUCAGCAGCCUGCAGGGGGAGGACUGCCGAGAGGCUGUACAGCGUGUUGGGGUUAGCGCCGACCUGCCGGAGGAGCGGCUGGGUGUCCUGCUGGCAGGCAUGCACACGCUGCUCCAGCAAGCCCUCCGUCUGCCCCCUACCAGCCUGAAGCCCGAUACCUUCAGGGACCAGCUCCAGGAGCUCUGCAUCCCCCAAGACCUGGUUGGGGACUUGGCCAGCGUGGUAUUUGGGAGCCAGCGGCCCCUCCUUGAUUCUGUGGCCCAACAGCAGGGGGCCUGGUUGCCCCAUGUUGCUGACUUUCGGUGGCGGGUGGAUGUGGCAAUCUCCACCAGUGCCCUGGCUCGCUCCCUGCAGCCGAGCGUCCUGAUGCAGCUGAAGCUGUCAGAUGGGUCAGCAUACCACUUCGAGGUCACCACAGCCAAGUUUCAGGAGCUGCGGUACAGCGUGGCCCUGGUCCUAAAGGAGAUGGCAGAUCUGGAGAAGAGGUGUGAGCGCAGACUGCAGGACUGAGCCCUCAUUUGACUGGUCCCAUUCAGGUCAGGCUUGGACAUGCACCUCAGAUGGUGCCCAAGUGCAGCUGACUCUUUCCAGGACAGCCCUGCCCUUCCCAUGAGGCAGGCUCUUCAGUGUCAGUUUAAAUGUGAUUAUGUAAUUUUCUGUUUAAAUGAAAAAGAGAGCUAUGCCUUUUUUUCUUUUUUGGAAGUAAAAUGGCUAUAAACAACAUGUUUCUCUAGGUGGGUGUUAAACCUCACACCCUCCUCUUCCCUGUAUAUUUGUUUUUGCUGCUCGGUGUGGCCAUGUGUGGCCAGGUUGAGGCCCUUCAUAGACACCAUACAAUUGCUCAGCCUGGCCCCAUGUAGCCGGGUACUUUUGUAGAUUUUGUAUUUUAGGUUGGGCACUUUUAUUCUUCUGCCUUAAAUCCCUGACCUCACAGAGCUGACGUUCUAAUGGGGCUGAAGGGAGGGGAAACAUUAUAAAAAUAAACAAUAAAAAUUAAC
Cebus imitator (Panamanian white-faced capuchin) is the source of this 1898-nucleotide messenger RNA. It is a transcript of the gene COMMD5, whose product is annotated as COMM domain containing 5. Gene Ontology annotation, cellular component: nucleus. The transcript has 2 exons. Lineage: Eukaryota; Metazoa; Chordata; Mammalia; Primates; Cebidae. The coding region runs from base 736 to 1410 and encodes 224 amino acids. The record is from RefSeq and is a predicted model, not a curated record.